Messenger RNA from Synchiropus splendidus (mandarinfish), 1549 nucleotides. It is a transcript of the gene f7l, whose product is annotated as coagulation factor VII, like. Bases 17 to 1303 code for a protein of 428 amino acids. Lineage: Eukaryota; Metazoa; Chordata; Actinopteri; Syngnathiformes; Callionymidae. The record is from RefSeq and is a predicted model, not a curated record. Gene Ontology annotation, biological process: blood coagulation; proteolysis. Gene Ontology annotation, molecular function: calcium ion binding; serine-type endopeptidase activity. Gene Ontology annotation, cellular component: extracellular region. The transcript is spliced from 8 exons.
CCUAUUCAGAACAAACAUGGCGUCUGACGGUGGGACACGACGGAGAAUCUUUCUACGAUUCCUCCUGCUUUUCCUCCCAUCAUGCACUGGGUUUCCUCAAGCUGUGUUCAUCAACAAACCCGACGCUAGUCUUGUCCUCCAGCGAAGCCGGCGGGCAAAUUACUUCCUGGAAGAGCUGAAGGCUGGAAACCUGGAGCGCGAGUGUGUGGAGGAGAAAUGUUCAUACGAAGAGGCCAAGGAGAUCUUUGCCCUACCUCAGCAGUUGGAAGUCUUCUGGAGGAUGUACACAGCUGUGGAUCACUGUGCCUCUUCUCCAUGUAAAAAUGGAGCAACAUGCACCCGUCAGGUGGACGCCUACGUCUGCAAGUGCGCACAAGGUUACCACGGAACCAACUGCGAUAAAGCACGCUCUGUGGCCGGAGGCUGCCGCUACAGGAAUGGUGGCUGCGAACAGUUUUGCAAGGAGUUUCCGGAUCGUUCUUUCAUGUGCUUCUGUGCGACAGGAUACCAACUGGACAGUGACAACACCACUUGCGUGCCUCAAGAUGCAAUUCCCUGCGGUAGACCACAAAUCCACUUUUCUCCCCGAGUCGUUCGCGGGGAAAUGUGUCCCAAAGGCCACUGUCCCUGGCAGGGUCAGCUAACAGAGAACCACAGACACUCUUGUGGAGCUGUCAUCCUGUCCGACAGGUGGGUCAUGACAGCGGCCCACUGCGUGUGGAGGAAACCUUCUGGAGUGUUUCAUGUCACGGCUGGGGAGCAUGAUCUUGACGUGAACGAAAAUACAGAGCAGAAACGCCGGGUGUCCAAGGUGGUGAUCCACCGCAACUACAACCAGACCAACUCAGACAGUGAUCUCGCCAUGCUGAAACUACAUCCACCAAUGAAACUGGGUGCCUACGUGGUUCCUAUCUGUUUGCCUGCGAAGAAUAGCACAUUCAGCCGAACACUGGCCACAGUGCGCCAGUCCACCGUAUCCGGCUGGGGUCGUCUGUCCCAGCAUGGUUCCUCGGCUCAGAUCCUGCAGCGUCUCACCCUCCCCAGGGUCCCGCUACAAGAGUGUCGUCAACAUACCCGUCUUGAGAUCACCCGGAACAUGAUGUGCGCUGGAUUUAAGACAGGAGGCCAUGAUGCCUGUGAGGGAGACAGUGGGGGACCGCUUGCCACCUACUACAAGAAGACCUGGUUCCUGACUGGUGUCGUCAGCUGGGGUAAAGGCUGUGCCAAUGCAAACCUGUACGGUGUCUAUGUACGUGUCAGCAACUUCCUAGAGUGGAUCCAAAAUGUUAUGGCACGUGGCUAGAAGGAGGGAACAAAAUCUUGUCCAAAAUAAACAAACUUAAUUCCAAUGUUGGUUGUUAUGGCUGCUCUACCUUUUCUCAGUUAGGCUGAGACAAGUUUGGUUGAAAAGGUUGUCUAAUGUUACGUUAAAAAUAUCUAUUCUAUUGAAUGAUAGUUAAAAAAAAAGUGUGAACCAAUACGACUGGACAUGAUGUAUUGCUGUACUUUAAUUUGGGCUGAACUGAUUAAAAGGAUUUUACUCUCAUAA